Messenger RNA from Emericellopsis atlantica, 6616 nucleotides. Its product is annotated as Mus7/MMS22 family-domain-containing protein. The record is from RefSeq and is a predicted model, not a curated record. Bases 189 to 6569 code for a protein of 2126 amino acids. Gene Ontology annotation, biological process: replication fork processing; double-strand break repair via homologous recombination. The transcript has a single exon. NCBI's taxonomy places the organism in Eukaryota, Fungi, Ascomycota, Sordariomycetes, Hypocreales, Bionectriaceae. Gene Ontology annotation, cellular component: nucleus; Cul8-RING ubiquitin ligase complex.
CUUUGCCAGCUACAUUCACGUAUUUUGUUCAUUCCCAAUUCCUACUUGUCAGCGUCAGGUAUUGGCAUCCCUGUCGGCGACUGUCAUUCACUGACUUUUCUCGAACUUGCACUCGGGCCUGGUCUUGUUCACUCUCAACAUGAGCCCAACCCCCGGCCAACAUAGGCUAUGACGAUCGAAGGCGGAACAUGGUCGAUUGGAGGCACAUGGGAGAAAUCCCAGACUCAGAGGACGAGGAUGGCUUCGAAAGCCAGGCAACAGACCACUCACAGACCCAGUUGAAGGAAUUACAAACCAACCAGGAUGUGGCCCCAACACCGCAGCCACAGCCUGUGAAGACUGCAGUGGGAAAGGACAUCUGGGACAUACCAUCUAGUCCUGAUCACCUCGACAAAACAGCAACCACUUCACUGGAGGUGGCGUCGCCAAAGCUAUCGGCCUCAGCCUCUUCCGACUCCCCAUUAUCAUCUCCACGUACCGACCGAUCGUCGCCCGACUUGCCGUCCGUCCGCGAGCUCUUGAACCAACCCGCUGUUCAUCAUGACGAACAGCCCCUUCGCCUCCGUUCACCUUCCGAGGUGCCACGACUGCAAACAGCCUCACCCUCUGCGAUGCCCGACUGGAAUAUGCAAACUGUCAAUCUUGAACCUACAUUGUCUUCUCGAGGGCUUUCGGAGGCACCCAUACAACCCGGACAGUCAUAUGACCAUGAUGAGCUCGACGCGGAGGCACAGGAAGCCCGGCUACUUGUUGCCCGCAAUGAAAGAUCCCUUCGGGCGCGGAAACCAGAGCAGCUCCGUCCGUACUUCACGGAAAAUAUGCGUUAUGCAAGAGAGUGGCGGCAACAUGGCCUCAACCCCUUGAGGCUUGUUAAUAACGAAAGCGAGCGUGCACAUGGCCCUCACAAGGGGCCGGAGGAUAGAGAGUCUCGGUCGGUAAGGCACGAUGCCAGUCAGCAGGCUACGACCGACGACACUGAUGAUAGCCAGAGGCCAUUGCCCGUCGUUGUCCAGGACGACCUUCCGAUCCGUGAAGAAUCAUCGUCCCCAAUGAGGACAUCGCCUUUGCACUUACAGGGGGUCAUCAGCAGUCAAGCAAGUUCCAGAGCCGAGACCGAGGGGACCAGUUUAGAUGAUGAUGAGCUUCCCACUUUGCAGCAGCUGGUUUCGCGCCGCACGCCACGAUCCGGGCUGAAGCUGCGCAGACGACAGACAUCACCGAACAGACCCUCGACAGCGAAGCGGAGACGACUGACAACCUCGAUGCACAGUCAUACACCUUCCCGAACUACGGAGUCCCCAGCCGCCACGCCAUCUCCCAAUCAAACAAAUGUCUUCGAAUUUCCCGAUGUGGUACCUGGCGAUGAGGAGCAUAGCAUACGUGGACUCGAUGAUGAAACUGAGCAAAGCAAGGUGGCGCCAGGCGAGACCGUGCACUUACUACCUCAAAACCGGCAGAGCCCGGGAAAUGCGGCCCAGGCGCGGCAACCCAGUCCUAUCAUACUUGAGGAUGAUGCAUCCAGCGCCACAGAAGGAAGUUCUGAUAGCGAUGUGCAAGUUGUGGACCAGCAUGUUCGUCGCAUUCGAGGCGUCCUUCCAGCAUCGUGGCUCCGUCUGGAUCAACUAUCUGGACGCGCCAAGAUACAGAAAAGCCUGGCACAGCGACAGGUCAAUCGCUCCCCAGAACGAGAAAAUCGCCGUGGAGUGGCUCAUCGACGUACUGUUCAGCCGGGCUCUGUUCGAGAUCAGCUGCUGUUCGAGGACUCAGACGACGAUGACUCGCAACCUCAUGCUCCGGAAACGACAGAGGACGUGUUUCCUCAUCAGACAAGAUUGGCUUUGGAAUCACGUCCCAACCCACCAGAAGCGCGUAACGUUCAUAUAGAUUCCGACGCCUCUUCAGAUAUGGAAGACAACAACGUCGACCACAUGGUACUAGGUUCAAAAAGACAAAGCAGACUGUCAGACCAGUUCCAAAAGCCGCCAAGAGUAGCAAAGAGGAGCAACACCACCGCGUCUAAACCGAGGUCGACUCCUAGGCAGCCCAGGAUCGAUGCCGUAUACAGCAAAUCGAAGACUCCUUCUGAGCCUCUCACCGCAAGGGCUCGGAGCAAGCCUCAAAAGCCCAGACGACGUCGAGCCAAGGUCGGCGCUCGCUUGAACACAUCCCAACCUUCGCUACCUCAGCUCAGUAUUCUCGAUGUGAUCGAGCCUGAUGCACCUCAGUUCCUCAAAAUUGCGGCUCGCACGGCAAAGAAACGGUCAGAUCAGGGGAGAGCUGAUCAGAGAGGAAAGUCUAUUCAAAUGGCGACCAGAUGUGAUCAAUUGGAUGCGCUGGAACUAUUGACGGACUGGAGGCGAGGGUCAAUAAAGCAACGUGGAUCUGUCACGGCAAAGAGGCGGACCUCAGUCCGAAGGCAUGAGCACCGAGCUUUGGGAGAUACUGCUCGCUCUGAGCGAGAGCGUCCAAGCAACCCUUCUACGACCAACAUUAGUUCCAAGACCGAUCGCUCAAAACGCAGGCACCGCAGUACUGAUACGCCAUCUCGACUGCGCCCUGCGCAGCUGGAAAGCAGCGAGACGGGGAUGUCAGCAGCUGCAUUCAAUGCUAGCAAGAAAAUCCUCGACCAGCUCUACCACGUUAAGCGCUUACCCCAGCCUCCCUCGACAGGCACCCUUCGCAAGUACUCAUUCCAGCCGCCGCCGAACAGGACUGAAGAAGAUGAUGCGUUACCGAGGAGUCCGAAGCCACAGUAUCAACGCCGCAGGAAACAGAAACCACAACAGAUCGAUGUCGACGAUCCCCAGUUUACCCAUGCUAGGGACCCAGUGAUCCAAGACUAUGAUCAUACAGAUCCCUCAAUAUCGGAAGGCCCCAACGUCAACCCUGCAGCGGAUGUUGAGAAACUCGAUGUGACGAACAAGCUGUCCGGUCUUGGCCCGUAUGGCACCGCCUACACUCAUCACUUUGAGUGUCUGCCACUGCCGUCGGGCGUCUAUUUCUGCCACUCGACACUUUUGGGAAAAGCAGUUAUCGAGACUGUGGUCGACUCCAACUUCAUGCCGAAGCUCAAGUUGCACAAGCCCCGGACUUUCUUCUCCAUUGGCCCUCAGACUCUGCGAUGGGGACUAUGGGAUGCACAAGUAUCAUCGGAGAUGGGCAUCGUCUUUGAUCACAUUGCCGAAUAUUUAGAAGGAGACCAAUGUCUGGAGAGUACUUCGGUUGACGCGGCACACUUUCUGGUGUCCUACGUAAGCAACUUUAUGACGCUCGAGACGGACAAGGAAACUUUUGCUGCCGUAACGCGCAUGUUGGAGUUGCUGGAGGGCUUUUCGACGAAAGUGGACGUGAUAGCGAAGUCACAAGGCUACAAACAAACGAUCCUUCGCGUGAUGGACUGUUUAUGCCUUGUGGCCUUUGUCGUCUACCUCAUAUGCCGCGGGGAUCCGAACCUCGUGGGCUAUCAGUUGACGGCUGAGGAGCGUUUAAAAGCCUCGGCAUCUGCGCUCUCGAGAGUCCUGGGCACUUCAAGUAUCAAGGAUCUCAGGAAUCGCUAUCGCUCGCUUCAGGUGACCCGGCAUGGUGCGCAGGAAUUUCAAGACGACGCGUGCGAUGCUCAUUCGUGGGUGUUGUUGAUGAGGAUACUCUUCCAUGCGAACAUACCGCGAGGCACAUUCUGGGAUAUUGUGUUCCACAACGUCGUUGGUUCCACCAUAACCUCUACCAAUGACGCGCGCAUCUUGGAAGGUGCUUGGGAGACCUUGUUCGCCCUGCUGCCUCUCACCGAAUUCAACGAUCGAGGUGUACUUGUGGCGGGACAGCGACGCAAGUCAAGCACUGAAGGAUGGACCAUUCCCCAAAGGCUGCUGAGACGUGUCUUCGAGCUGUACAAUAGUCAAACCCGGCAGGCGCCCAGCUUCAAUAGCUAUUGCCGCGCUAUACUGGCUAGAUGUCACCAUCUCAUAAGUGAAUGGGCUUGGGUACGUUGCAUCAGCAUUAUCGGUCCAAUAUUCGACUUCUUCGGAUCGCAGAAUUUGGCUCACUUGCGCAACGAGGAGUUCUAUGGAUCACCAAAAUUCCUCGAGAAUCUAGCCCAGACGCCCAAUGUGGCCAAGGUCGAACCGGAGGACCAGUGCUUCCACAUCUUCCUCAAAAUGCUGGCUCUGAGUAUUUGUCGACUCCGAGCAGGCAAGCAUACCAAGGAGAUCCGCAACAUGGUGGCGCGGACAGUGCCGAAUCACAAUCGACAGUAUAUGAAGGAGCAUCAUAUCCAUGAGCGCGAUCUGGCUGCACUGCGUAAUCACCACGAUUUGCUAUGCACCCUGUACUGGGCGGCGCCCCCGGCCGUGCGCCCUAGCGUCGCCCUGAUCGAGCGUCUUGUUCACCCUGAGAGCUCACAUAAAGAGGCUUGCCUGAUCAGUCUGCGCGCCUGGAGCCAGUUGGCCAGAUUCGUUGUUGCCAACGGCGAAGCGACCACCUCCAUGAAGCCAUUCAACCAAUGGCGUGACAGACUUUUUACACAGAUGAUGCAACAAUACGACACCAUAGCCUCUGAUAUCCAGCAGCAGUUCCUCGGGCUCUCCAACGAUGUGAGCAAGUCUGUCAGCCCCGACAUGAUCAGUGCGAUGGUCAAGCUCAACAAGACCGCCGUGGCCGACGUGGUACACGUUUCGCUAUCGACUUCGUUGGACGUUAUGAAGCAUGCCCAAAAUCUCGAGGCGGCAACCUUUGCCUUGAACACGCAGCAGCUGCAGCGUAUACUGCAGCAUUUCUCCUCGCCGCGGCCCGAGUUCGAUUGGAGCAUGCUGAGGACAGCGCUCUUGACACUGGACGUAUUCCUUAGCCGUGUCGACGAUUUCAAAGACGCGGAAGAAAGCCAACAAAGCGAAAGCCAGCUUCUGAACUCUGCACAAGCCGAUGAUGCUCUGCUAUCUCUCGAUCAUGACUUGGCAAGCAACUUCUUCCAGAUGGCUCGACGAGUUCUUGUUCUGAACCCGGAUACGGAGCAAAGCUGCUCGGCUUCCGUGGAUAUGGUAGCUUGCAUCGAGCAUGUCGUCAAACUCAGUGCCAGAAUGGGCAUGCGCUUCAUCAACGCAGGCGUCAUGACUUUUGAUUCCAUGUUCAAGCCAGGCAAACACCGUUUGUUCCAAGACAGGCCUCACUUACUUGGCUUCAGCCAGCGCAGGUAUCUCACGCUCCUUGUCGAAACGCUGGUCGAGCGUAGUUUUGACGGUUUCUGCGAGGAUGGCCUGAGCUUAUGUGAGCUCUGGGUGCUGGCUAUCGUGAAGCCAUCCGAAGCUCUGGCCUAUGAGAAUCGGCUGGCCCAGCGACUGAUCCGUCAAGGUGAGCCCUUCGUCCCAGAGGCUGCCCAAGGCUUGAGCAUCAGCCCUGGUUAUCGCACCAACCGGGACAUGUUCGAAUUUGCCAUUUCGUGGAUGCGCAAGGCGAUCAGGGACGCAGGCCCCAGUCAGAAGCGCGCCCUGCAGGCUGAGCACUCACGCAUUCUGAAGCUGGCCAUGGAGCAAAUGAGGAGAGACCUGGGCAGUAUGCAUGGUGACUCAAGCCAGCAUCGCGACUACAUCAAGUUUGUUCGCGAGUGCAUCGAACUCAUCAAAGCCCACGGCACCGACAUCUGCACAGUGGAUGACUUUUUCUACCAGAUCAGCAAAGACUACUCGCCAUCGGAGCAUGACCCGCAGCUCCAGGUAGCGGCCAUUGUGUCUUACGGAUUGCGUCUCGCAGAAGGCGAGAGCCGAGCCGCACAUGAGCUCUUCUACUUCCUCGUCAACAACUUCAAGGUCGCAUUGAUGAAAGGUGAUCUUGCCAAAGAGGUGGACAUGAUAGCAAAAGGAAUGCGCCAUCCCGGCAUUUCGCGCUUUGUCGUCGGCGCGAUGCUUCCAGCCAUUCUACGGGCUGCUUUUGUGGAAAGCAGGGCGUACCCAAUGCUGGAUGUGUAUGCCCACGCAAUCUGCCAGUAUCUGAAUGAGGAGCCAGUACCGAGGGUGUUAGACGAGACUCAUCUUCCUCAGAUACGGGCCUUGGUCCAGGCUGUUGUUGAAGCCUCGCCAGGCUCGCAGACUACAGAGCGUCUACACAUAUUGGUCCAAGCUUUGAGCGUCUUGAAUCUCCUAUGGCCUACUUUCAAAAUGUUCACCCUUGGCAAAGUGCGUUCGACUGCAUGGGAAGCUAUUUGCGCCUUGCUCGAGACUAUGCAAACCAACCUACAAGAGGCCGACUUAACAACUGGCGCCUUCGGGGGCCACGGACCGCGGGAGCACUUGAGUGACGCGGGACCCGCGCGCUCUUUGAUAUCAAACUUUACCACGAGCAUCGUCGACGAUGUCAGGGGGUCGUGGGUUGUUUCCAGCGAUAACAUGCUUAUGAUACAGGCCCCCAGUCGGGGUACACAGACACAGUCAGGCAUUGGAAUCCGGCAAGCGACUCUUGUUGCUGGGGAGGUUGCAGAGAUAUUGGGGGAAGUAGUGAAGAACUGGAAGCAUCAGUGGCAAGACGUCCUUGGGGACACCAGCAGACAUCGGACUAGGGCGUUCGAAGUGCCAUUGUUCUAGAGUAGAAACGAAUGUUAUGAGAAAUGAUUCACGAAGCUACUGCGGCC